AUGUCUAUAGUCACAUUUGAAAAACCUGUACCAAACAUAUCAGAGUCUGAUUGGAAUUACAAAUUAAUUGAAUUAAGAGGAUCUUGUGAUAGAAGCAGGAAUUGUGCAUUUACAUUGGGGAAUGAAUCACACAGAUUAAGGAAUGAGACAGACCUAACUACGUAUUGGGGUACAUGCCGUACCAAUUCUGAUAUCGCUGAUAGACAAUCUGAAAUAACACGCUGGAAACAUAAAAUUGAAUUAUGGUCAGCAAACUUACAAAAAGAAAUUGAGCAGAUGAUACUUGAAAAAAAGGAAAAUGAGAAAGCAAUAGAAUUUCAAAAUUUGAACUUUACUGUUACCAAUCAUUGUUUAAGUUUAAGAGAUGAAAGAGGUGGUGAAGAUUUAUGCUAUGAUAUUGCUUCUAUUGAACUAAAAAAUGAACAACUAACUUUGGAGAAAUUGAAAACUUCGCUAGCUGAAAUAUGUCAAAAUGCUUGGGAAAAGAUAAAUCAGUUAGAAGAAUUACAAAUGAAUGUCAUCAAAGACUUAGAAAACAAAAAUAAUACAAUACAAAUAGAUAGUGAGUUGUUGAUAAUGACAAAGGACUCAGAAAAUAUCUCCCUUAAACCAGAUCCUCUUAGAGCUCCAAAAGAUAUUAAUACGUACGAAAAGUGGCUCCAACAGUGUACUAAUUUAAUACAACGUAUUGAACAUGAAUUGUUAAGUUCAGAAAAGUUGCGCGAAAGAAUGUAUUUGUUACGACAUAAAACUAAAAGUGAUAUGAUAGCUCUUAAUGACAAAGUCAAUUUUGGUCUCAGAAAACGGAUUUACUACACAGAAAGGGCUAAGUAUGAAUUAGAAUGGCAAAAAAAAAAUAUGAUAUUAGACAAGGAGACACUGCUAAAAGAAAUAAAUAAACUCGAAGACGCGUUGGAUAGAAAAUUAAAUUCAAAAAAGUUAAUUGAAUCACGGUACGAAGAAAGAUUGUAUAGAGAUGAAGUUGAACUGUGUCUUGAUAAACCUACCAUUGGAUUACAAAAAGAAAAUGCUCUACUCGAUAACUCUACGAAAAUGUUGAACGACAAACUAAAUCAAACAAAAGCUAUGCACACUGUUCUUAUAGGGCACUUGAAUUUGAUAGAUGAGCAAUUAAAGAACAAGACUCAUGCGUUAAAUGUUGACCAGAAAUGUCUACAGUACAGAGUACAACUGGAAGACCCUGAUCGUAAUUAA
Messenger RNA from Metopolophium dirhodum (rose-grain aphid), 1215 nucleotides. RefSeq names its product tektin-2-like. NCBI's taxonomy places the organism in Eukaryota, Metazoa, Arthropoda, Insecta, Hemiptera, Aphididae. The record is from RefSeq and is a predicted model, not a curated record. The transcript has 6 exons. Gene Ontology annotation, cellular component: nucleus; microtubule cytoskeleton. The coding region runs from base 1 to 1215 and encodes 404 amino acids. Gene Ontology annotation, biological process: cilium movement involved in cell motility; cilium assembly.